This is a messenger RNA of Vanrija pseudolonga, 1617 nucleotides long. RefSeq names its product putative Delta(7)-sterol 5(6)-desaturase. Gene Ontology annotation, cellular component: membrane. Lineage: Eukaryota; Fungi; Basidiomycota; Tremellomycetes; Trichosporonales; Trichosporonaceae. Gene Ontology annotation, biological process: sterol biosynthetic process. Gene Ontology annotation, molecular function: iron ion binding; C-5 sterol desaturase activity. The coding region runs from base 523 to 1476 and encodes 317 amino acids. The transcript has 2 exons. The record is from RefSeq and is a predicted model, not a curated record.
GCCGUGACACUGUGUGUGGUUUUGGAAAUUUGGCCGCACCUGCACCACCUACCUGCCAAGUGCACCACCACACCUGCCCGCACCCAGCGCGCCUCGGUCACCUGCCGCUCGCUGCCUGCUCCUCGACGACGUCAACGAACACACACCGCGCUCUCUCGCUUUCUCUCGCUUCGCAUUGCUUUACUCUCUCCACCUACUACUCGUGCACGGCCGUCAAAGCCACCGCCACACCAGCCAGCAACCCAGGCCAUCCCGCUGCCCACGCACACAUCGUCCCACUGCUGCCUGCUGCCGGCGCGACCACAACAACACCCCGCCCCGCCCCGCCGCGCGCGCUCACAUCGUCCCACCACACCGUGUCAAGCGCAAUCGCCCGAGCGCGCCGUGCCCCGCCGAGCACACUCGACUUUAUCAGCUGAUCCGAGCACGGCACACUAGUGCUUCUUCCUAGCCCACCGUCGCGUCCACCUCGCUCCCGACAAAACUCGCCGUCCAUUCCGCACCUCUCACCGCCCCCGCACAAUGGAUCUCGUCCUCCACUACGGCGACGAGUACGUCUUCGACGCGGCGUACGCGUACCUCCUCCCCAAGCCUGGCCAGCUCGCGUCGGCCGCCGCUAACGGCACGACGAUUGCCGGCGAGUCGCUCGCCACGGCGUCGCGCCUCGCCCGCGACAACAUCUACCGCCAGUGCGCGUCCCUCUGGGUCAUUGCCGUUGUCGGCGCGUUGAUCGUCUACUUCAUCUUCUGCUCGCUGUCCUACUUUUUCCUGUAUGACCGGCGGCUCGAGCACCACCCCCGCUUCCUCAAGAACCAGAUCCGCCAGGAGAUUAUCAGCUCGCUCGUCGCCGCGCCGACCAUUGGCGUCCUCACCGUCCCCUGGUUCCUCGGAGAGGUCCGCGGCAAGUCGACGCUGUACGAGAACGUUGACGACUAUGGCUGGGCCUACUUUGUCUUCUCGGCUGUCUUGUUCCUCGUCGUGACCGACUUCUUGAUCUACUGGAUCCACCGCAUCGAGCACCACCCGUCAAUCUACAAGUACAUCCACAAGCCUCACCACAAGUGGAUUGUGCCCACGCCCUACGCCGCGCUUGCCUUCCACCCGCUCGACGGCUAUGCCCAGUCGCUCCCCUACCACAUCUUCGUCUUCGUCUUCCCCAUGCACCGCCUGCUCUACCUCGGCAUGUUUGCGUUUGUCCAGUUCUGGACCAUCUUCAUCCACGACGGUGACAUGAUCUCGGGCGGCUGGGCUGAGAAGUUUAUCAACUCGCCUGCGCACCACACGCUCCACCACAUCUACUUCACCUGCAACUACGGCCAGUACUUUACGUGGGCCGACAAGACGUUUGACUCGCACCGCGAGCCCGUCCCCGCGCUCGACCCCCUGAUCGCGUCGCUCAAGAACAUGCAGGCCAAGGGCCUGGUCGACGCGGCUGGCAAGCCGAUCCCGCAGAACAAGAACAAGAAGUCGCAGUGAGGGGUUGAGAGCACGCGCGGGCAGUGGCCGCAGUCAUGCCCCGCCAUACUGUACUUCUAGGGUGGAUCUCUGAAUGGAGCCACGGGGGGAGGGGGCAGACUAGAUGUUUAGAGCAUAAUACGCUAUGCAUGAAGUGGACUU